AUGAAGACUCACCGUCUCGGUGAUGCUACCGAUAUUGCAAGUCCGUGUGCUCCUACUUUAAAUUUGGCUGGUCUCUCUCUCACCAACAGAUCACCAUCGCGAAUGAUGAGUGGCACUAUGGAUCAACCAUCUGCCAGUGUUUACUUGGAUGGUUCCACCCCACAAAACUUUUCAUUGUGUGCUUGGAGAAUGCUCACUUGUCCCCCGACAUCUGACACCAACUCGGCGCCAAUAUAUCAGCACAUUCGUGAGAUCAAUGGAGUCAGUGGUGUUGCACUCCAGCUGCACUUCGAUGACACUCCACUCCUGUCAUUUGGUCCCAUGGCUGACUGGUAUCUUCAAGCUCAUGGAUACACUGUGAAGGCUUUACUCCAUGUUGCAUAUGCUCAUGACAUGAGUUCUUCGGCCCAAGACUUUGUUGACAAGCUCACCGACAAGGGGAUGGCUAGGGCUGAAGCAUUCUUCCUUUGGGGACUUAUCACUACUGAAGACAGUCCCUCUGGUGUCUAA
Messenger RNA from Suillus discolor, 510 nucleotides. RefSeq lists its product as uncharacterized. The transcript is spliced from 3 exons. The record is from RefSeq and is a predicted model, not a curated record. NCBI's taxonomy places the organism in Eukaryota, Fungi, Basidiomycota, Agaricomycetes, Boletales, Suillaceae. The coding region runs from base 1 to 510 and encodes 169 amino acids.